GCUCGGGUUAAACCCAAAGUUGUGAAACUGGGCCUAAGAUCGUUUUGCCGCUUUUUAAUUCCUAGGGAAUUCGCCUUCGUGCGCAGGCCGUACGGGUUUCGUGGCAAAAGUGCGCCGGAAAGUUCUGCCGGAAGCGUCGUACGCUCGGCAGGCAAAGAAGUAGGUUAGAUUCUUAGACAUCUAAUCAGAACGUCUGUUAUCCCUCGUAGACGCCAAAGUGAAAUGCCGGACCGUUCAUCGCAGGAUUCCUACUUGGAACGUACCUUUUCACAUCUGUCUCACCCUUAACCGAACGAAAAUGUCGAGCGAGAGUAAAGGCUAUCGCGGGGUGCCACCUCGCUGGCUCGACUGCCCGCGCAAAGCGAUGAAGCUGAUCCAGGGUAAGUUUCUGGCUUUCAAAACGCCUCUGUCCUCGGCUUACGACAGCCAGGUGUCCGAGGGAUGUCGCUUUACCCUUGAUAUGCUCUUCGACUAUCUGAAAAGUGAGAAACUAAAGAUGGGUCUGUGGAUUGACCUGACCAAUACGUCAAGGUUUUACAAUAAGGAAAGUAUAGAGGAUUACAAUUGUAAAUACGUGAAACUGCAAUGCCGUGGCCAUGGCGAGACCCCGUCUGAGGAGCAGACUCGCGCCUUUGUCCAGCUUUGCAGCAAUUUCAUUGCUCACAAUCCACUGGAGAUCAUUGGUGUGCAUUGCACGCAUGGUUUCAACAGGACUGGUUUUCUCGUAAUUAGUUACAUGGUAGAGGUAGACGGUACCAGUGUUGACGCUGGUCUAGCGGAGUUUGCCACUGCAAGGCCACCUGGAAUUUAUAAGGGUGAUUACAUAAAGGAAUUAUAUAAGAGGUAUGACGACGAGGAAGAUGCUCCACCACCACCCGCAAGACCGGCAUGGUGUCUGGAAUACGACGAUGCCAACGUCCCGGACUUGGACGAGGGACCAAGCACAGAGAACGAAAGUUGUGAGGAGGAGAAAAGUGGCAAGAGAAAGAGACGCGAGAACUCUUUUAAUAGAAAUCCAGUGUUUAUGGCUGGUGUACCUGGUGUUACUCCUAUACUAGAAAAAAAGAAGCUAUUCGGAAUCCAGAGGCGAGUCCAGGAGAUCUGUGGUUGGAAGGAUUCAGGAUUUCCAGGUUCUCAGCCUGUAUCCAUGGAUUGCGACAAUAUAAUGCUGUUACACACAAAGCCAUAUAGAGUAUCUUGGAAAGCUGAUGGUACAAGGUACAUGAUGCUAGUACAAGGUGACGGAGAAGUAUUUUUCGUAGACAGGGACAACUGCGUUUUUGAAGUAAAUGGCUUGAAAUUUCCACAUGGACGAGAAAACCGAAGUCUGAGAGAUACUUUGAUGGAUGGUGAAAUGGUAAUCGACAAAGAUAAGGGUAAAAAUAUUCCUAGAUAUUUGGUGUAUGACGUUAUUAUGUACGACGGACAGGAUGUUAGUAAAUUACCAUUCGAUCCUGAUCGUUAUUCCAUUAUCGAGACUAAGAUAAUCGCCGGUAGAAACAAAGCUAUGAGGGAAGGUCGAUUGAUAAAAGAACGGGAGCCGUUCUCAGUGCGACUGAAGUACUUCUGGGAUGUGACUCAGAGCAAGAGUCUGUUGGGCGAGAAAUUUGCUAAGCAGCUCUCUCACGAACCGGACGGUUUGAUAUUUCAACCUGCCAAGGAGAAAUACUGCACGGGAGUGUCCAGGGAGGUCUUAAAAUGGAAGCCGCUAUCGUUGAACUCUGUAGAUUUUAAAUUGAAGAUCGUCACGGAGUCAGGUGUGGGGAUUGUGCCACGAAAGAUCGGUCAUCUUUAUGUGGGUGGAUUGAGUACGCCGUUUAGCACAAUAAAGAUCACCAAGCAGAUAAGAGACUUGGACAACGCUAUUGUCGAGUGUAAAUUCGAAAAUGGUCAAUGGGUCUUCAUGCGUCAGCGAAUAGACAAGUCGUAUCCCAAUUCCGUCACAACCGCCGAGUCUGUGUGCAAGAGCAUCAACAAGCCGGUUACAAAGGAGCGGCUAUUGGAUUAUAUCGAGAGAUACAGAUUUGCACGGGAUGACGCAGAUCUUAUGCCACCACCAAACAAAAAAUCUAAACUAUCUUAAAUGCAUUGUAUCAUUAUCAUUAUUAUAUUAUUAUCAAUCAUAAAUGUGUCGCGAUUUUUACAACGCGAUGUUUCAACAAUUGUCCAAGGAAUGAAGACUUAGAACGAUCUAUAUUUAUUUAAUUAGAAUUACAGACAAUUUUAGUUCCGAGGAACUUAAUUUUAGUCCGCUAUAGUUACAACAAAUUUUAAUUGAUUUUUUAGGAAUGUUAAAUAGGUUGAAAAUAAUUGUAUAAUAUCUACUUGCCUACUAUAGAAUAGAGAAGAAAAGAAUAAUGAGCAUCAUGAAUAAUAGACCAUUCACUAGAGGUCCUCCCAGCGUAAUUAAUUACGUAUUUAAUUUUGUGAUAAAAAAAAGAACGCGCUGUUCUUAAUCAGGAUUAUUUUUUAUCAAAAUAUUUCAGUUU
Molecule: messenger RNA, 2489 nt
Organism: Solenopsis invicta (red fire ant)
Lineage: Eukaryota; Metazoa; Arthropoda; Insecta; Hymenoptera; Formicidae
Product: mRNA-capping enzyme
Exons: 3
Coding region: 299-2083 (594 amino acids)
Biological process (GO): dephosphorylation; 7-methylguanosine mRNA capping
Molecular function (GO): mRNA guanylyltransferase activity; protein tyrosine/serine/threonine phosphatase activity; ATP binding
Source: RefSeq, a predicted model, not a curated record